AUGUUCGAGGUCUCUGGUUGUCAGAAGUCUGCACUGCAGGCUGGAGGUGACAAACAGCGCGCUGUGCGGUGGAUGGGCGACCUCUGGCAGUGUUCAGCUGAAUUCCACUGUCCAGUUGAGAAGUCUAAGGAGAGAACGGGGCAAAGGUACCUGAGCGAAACAUUGCUAGAAAUGGUGCUAGAAACAGUGAAGAAGGAAUCCCACCCUGACUGGGCGUGCAGCAAGUUCCUGGUCAGAGCCUUCAAACAGGCAGGCUUCGAUGUGGUGGAGGACAGCAUCCAGGUGAAGAACGCCUGCAGCGGCGGGGGCGGCUUUAUGAGCGAGACACUGCUUUUGCGGGGGCGGACACUCAGCGGAGACGUGGCCAGCCUUGUGGUGAAGGCGUCUCUGCCCGGAGGCGGGGACGGCGCGCUCAGCUCCGACAUGCUGUUCCGGAGGGAGAGCGCGCUGUACACGAGGACUCUGCCCGCUGCGGAGGCGGCGCUGAAGGCUGCUGAAGAUGGCGCGUGGCGGCCGCUGUGGCCCGCCUGCCCGGGUUUGUUCGGCGGCGGGGGCGGCUGCCUGCUGCUGGAGGACGUGGUGGCCGCGGGAUUCCGCAAGGCCUCCAGCGCCGCCUCGGCUCGCGGGCUGGAUCUGGAGCACUGUCUGGUCGCGAUGCGUGGGCUGGCGCGCCUCCACGCUGCCACCACGAGAAAUGCUUGCCAGGAUGCCCAGGCUGAGGCCCUGCUAAGAGAGUCCGUCUUCUUUGGCUCCAGCCAGGGUCCACUGCGCCACUUGCAGACCAAGACCACCAUCCUCAAGAUGGCUGAAAUACUCAGCCGCUAUCCGUGGUUCCGCAUGUAUAAGGAUAAGUUCCUGCAAUUCGCGGACAAAUUGUUAUUGCGAGCUGUUGACGCCGUCAGUAGGUGCGACAACAAACUCACUGUUAUGCUGCAUGGGGACUUCCAGAAGAACAAUAUGAUGUUCCGGUACUCAGACAAGGAGCUCGAAGUCAUUUUUUACGAUUAUCAGGGAGCCCAUAUCGGAUCUCCAGCGGAGGACCUGCAAUACUUCUUGCACACUAGCGCUAGCCUGGAGGUUCUGCAACAGCACACGGACCUGCUGCUGUCUGAGUACCACCGCACCCUGCACCACACACUGCGGGCCCUGGGGCUGCAGGAACAGGCGGUCGCCUACCCACUGAACCAGCUAAGGAGAGAGAUGGAGCAGCUAGCGCUAGUAGGGGUCUUCUGCACCUACGUUGUGCUGCCCGUUAUGCUGAACCUAGCAGCUGUCGAUUUUGAUCAAGAUACAUCGUCACCCAGCUUUGCAGCCAAUGUGGACAAGUUAUUACAGAAAUGCUAUACAAACCCUGAGUACCUGAGCGAAACACCAGCAGACAUGGUACUAGAAAUAGUGGAGAAGGAAUCCCAUCCUGACUGGGCCAGCAGCAAUUUCCUGGUCAGAGCCUUCAAACAGGCAGGCUUCGAUGUGGUGGAGGAGAGCAUCCAGGUGAAGAACGCCUGCAGCGGCGGGGGUGGCUUCAUGAGCGAGACACUGCUGCUGCGGGGGCGGACGCUCGACGGAGGCGUGGCCAGCCUGGUGGUGAAGGUGUCUCUGCAAAGAGGCGGAGACGGCGCGCUCAUCUCCGACAUGCUGUUCCGGAGGGAGAGUGCGCUGUACACGAGGACUCUUCCCGCUGCGGAGGCGGCGCUGAAGGCUGCUGAGGGUGGCGCGUGGCGGCCGUUGUGGCCCGCCUGCCUUGGCGUGUUCGGCGAUGGAGGCGGCUGCCUGCUGCUGGAGGAUGUGGUGGCCACGGACUUCCGCAAGGCCCCCAGUGCCGCUUCGGCUCGCGGGCUGGAUCUGGAGCACUGUCUGGUCGCCAUGCGUGGGCUGGCACGCUUUCACGCUGCCACCACGAGGAAUGCGCUCCAGGACGCCCUAGUCGAACCCCUGCUGCGAGAGUCCGUCUCUUUUGGCUCCAGCCAGAUCCCACUGCUUCAGUCGCAGACCAAGACAACCGUCCUAAAGAUGGCUCAAAUACUCAACCGCUAUCCGUGGUUCCGGCGGUAUAAGGACAAGUUCUUACAAUUUGCGGACACGUUGCUGCUGCGAGCUGUUGACGCCGUUAGCAGCUGCGACAACAAACUCACUGUCAUGCUGCAUGGGGACUUUCAGAAGAACAAUAUGAUGUUCCAGUACUCGAAAGAAGAGCUUGAAGUCAUAUUCUACGAUUAUCAGGGAGCCCAUAUCGGAUCUCCAGCGGAGGACCUGCAGUACUUUCUGCACACGAGCACCAGCCUGGAGGUGCUGCAGCGGCACAUGGACCUGCUGCUGUCCGAGUACCACAGCACCCUGCAGCACACGUUGCGAGCCCUGGGGCUGCAGCAACAGGCGGAUGCCUACCCACUGGAGCAGCUGAGGAGAGAGAUGAAGCAGCUGGCACCAGUAGGGGUCUUCUGCACCUACAACCUGCUGCCUGUCAUGCUCAACCUAGAGGCAGUCGAUUUCGACCUCGAUACAUCGUCACCCAACUAUGCAGCCAAUGUGGACAAGUUGUUACAGAAAUGCUACACAAAUCCUGAGUAUUUGUCCUUUGCCGAGUACUUGACGCCAUUUUUUGAGAGGAACUGUCUUCUAGAAAGUUGA
Schistocerca piceifrons (Central American locust) is the source of this 2628-nucleotide messenger RNA. RefSeq lists its product as uncharacterized. The transcript has 5 exons. The record is from RefSeq and is a predicted model, not a curated record. Bases 1 to 2628 code for a protein of 875 amino acids. Lineage: Eukaryota; Metazoa; Arthropoda; Insecta; Orthoptera; Acrididae.